AUUAAUUAUUCUAGGGUUACAAUCAAGCUCCAGAAGUUUGAAAUUUUAUACUCUGUUAUAUCUUCCGUAACUUGAUUUCAAUUUCACAGAAGAAAAUGACGCAGGAUGUUGAGAUGAAAGAGCAGCAGGCUCCUUCAAAUUCCACUUCAUCUACUGUUUCUGUUUUGCAGCAUUUGAAGGAAAUUGCGGCAUUGAUUGAGACCGGAGCUUAUGCUCGCGAAGUUCGUCGGAUUUUGAGGGCUGUUAGGCUGACAAUUGCAUUGAGGAGGAAGUUGAAGGCUUCGGUGAUUUCUUCGUUCCUUGGUUUCGCUCUUGCACCUGGAUCGGAAGCGCACCAACGGCUAUCUUCAUAUCUCCCAAAGGAUGAUGAUCAAAACGAUAUGGAAGUUGAUACUGCAUCGUCUGCUACUCAAACAACUGUGAAGCAUUCCCCAGAGCUGGAGAUCUACUGUUAUUUGCUUGUGCUCAUUUUCCUGAUUGACCAGGAAAAAUAUAAUGAGGCUAAGGCUUGUUCCUCAGCAAGCAUCACCCGUUUAAAGAAUUUGAACAGGAGAACAGUUGAUGUUCUGGCUUCCCGGCUCUACUUCUUUUACUCUCUUAGUUAUGAACUCACUGACGAACUAUCUGACAUCAGGGGCAAUCUUCUUGCUUUGCACCGGGUUGCUACGUUGCGUCAUGAUGAGUUGGGGCAGGAAACGCUUCUCAACCUGCUACUUCGCAAUUAUCUUCAUUACAAUUUGUAUGAUCAAGCUGAAAAGCUCAGGUCUAAGGCACCACGCUUUGAAGCCCAUUCAAAUCAGCAGUUUUGCCGGUACUUGUUUUACCUUGGGAAGAUUAGGACAAUUCAGCUGGAGUACACUGAUGCAAAAGAAUCCCUUCUUCAAGCUGCUCGUAAAGCCCCUGUAGCCGCUCUUGGUUUUAGAGUUCAAUGCAAUAAGUGGGCUGUGAUUGUGCGCUUACUUCUUGGAGAGAUCCCGGAGCGAACCGUUUUUAUGCAAAAAGGAAUGGAGAAGGCCUUGAGACCAUACUUUGAGCUCACAAACGCUGUUAGAAUUGGAGAUCUAGAGUUGUUCAAAAACGUAGCAGAGAAAUUCGCCACCACUUUCAGCUCAGACCGGACCAACAACUUGAUCGUGAGACUACGCCACAAUGUCAUAAGAACCGGGCUCCGCAACAUCAGCAUCUCAUACUCCCGUAUCUCUCUUGCUGACGUGGCAAAGAAGCUGAGACUGGACUCACCAAACCCUGUGGCAGAUGCCGAGAGCAUCGUCUCAAAAGCAAUCCGUGAUGGUGCAAUAGACGCGACACUAGAUCAUGCAAACGGUUGGAUGGUGUCUAAAGAAACCGGUGACAUUUAUUCCACAAACGAGCCUCAACAAGCCUUCAAUUCUAGGAUCGCUUUCUGUCUAAAUAUGCAUAAUGAGGCGGUUCGUGCCCUUCGGUUCCCUCCCAACUCCCAUAAGGAAAAGGAGAGUGCUGAAAAGAGGAGAGAGAGACAACAACAAGAGCAAGAGCUUGCAAAACAUAUCGCUGAGGAAGACGAUGAUGAUUUUUGAUUGUUGCAAUCAUUAAGGUAAUCACUUCAUCUUAUUAUCAAAUUAAUCACUGUUUGUUUCAAUAUGUUAAAAUUACAAUCUGGGAUUUAUAAAAAAGAUCAGCCUGUUUUGUUGUGGAUUUA
Molecule: messenger RNA, 1678 nt
Organism: Helianthus annuus (common sunflower)
Lineage: Eukaryota; Viridiplantae; Streptophyta; Magnoliopsida; Asterales; Asteraceae
Product: probable 26S proteasome non-ATPase regulatory subunit 3
Exons: 8
Coding region: 96-1556 (486 amino acids)
Biological process (GO): regulation of protein catabolic process; ubiquitin-dependent protein catabolic process
Cellular component (GO): proteasome regulatory particle, lid subcomplex; proteasome complex
Molecular function (GO): enzyme regulator activity
Source: RefSeq, a predicted model, not a curated record